Molecule: messenger RNA, 1335 nt
Organism: Salmo salar (Atlantic salmon)
Lineage: Eukaryota; Metazoa; Chordata; Actinopteri; Salmoniformes; Salmonidae
Source: RefSeq, a predicted model, not a curated record
CUGCAGAACAGAAUGUUGAAUGUCUGCAUUCCAGCAACGUUUAGCAAACAUUCUGAUGUGUUUGGAUAAAAUGGUUCAUUGUUAUUUAAAAAAUAUAUAUAUUUCACCUUUAUUUAACCAGGUAGGCAAGUUGAGAACAAGUUCUCAUUUACAAUUGCGACCUGGACAAAAUAAAGCAAGCAGUUUGAUGAUGUUGUGUUGUCAGGCUACAGCCAUGAUUCUCCUGAUGCUUGUACGAAGUCGAACCCAGUCACAGAGAAACACAGCAAGCAGAGGUGAAGAAAGCUCUUAGAGACUUACCCAGAAAGACUCACAGCUGUAAUCGCCGCCAAAGGUGCUUCUACAAAGUAUUGACUCAGGGGUACAGGUGUAUCUAUCCAAAUGCAAUAAUCUGGGUCCUGCUGGAGAGGAGGACUAUGCUGAGACAAACACAGAAACAUAUAUGAACAAGAAGAUCAAGUUUAACAGAGGUGAGAUGGAGGAGAGGAUUGUGGAUAUCUACGUCAGUGCAGACACCCUGAGAGACGGUGAGACCAGCACCAAGAGAGAAGAGACAGCAGACACUGCUCCUAAUAAUGGACCAGGAGACCAGCACUCAGAGCCUGAUAGCUCAGGGAAGAGAUCCUCCAGAGUUGCUGCAGUGUGUCUGGGGCUGCUGUGUGUUCUACUGGCUUGGAUCAUAGGCCUGUCUGUCUACUAUAACAGAGCCAUCAAAGAUUCUGAGGAUGAAAGGAACAACUUGUCAAAGAGUUUUUCCCUUUAUAAGACCAACACAACUGCAGAGAGAGACCAGUUACAGACCAGAUACAACAACCUGACUAAAGAAAGAGACCAGCUACAGACCAGAUACAACAACCUGACUGAAGAGAAAAGCCAUAUUCAGGCAAAGCUUUUUGUGAUUGAGCAGCAUUGCCAGGAGGGAUGGAGAUACUUUGACUCCAGAUUGUACUUCCUCUCCUCUGAGAAGAAAACCUGGAAGGAGAGCAGACAGGACUGUCUGGAGAGAGGAGCAGACCUGGUGAUGAUAAACAGCAGAGAGGAACAGACAUUUCUCUUCAACCUCCACAUGAGAGCCUGGAUUGGUCUGACUGACUCUGUUACUGAGAAGACCUGGAAGUGGGUGGACGGCACAUCACUGACCACAGGGUACUGGGGGACAGGACAGCCUGAUAAUGGUCGUCUGUUCUCUGGGCAGGAGGACUGUGUUGAAAUAUACUAUGGACAAGAUGACCCUGUAAAGACAUGGAAUGAUGACAUAUGUGGCACAAAUCAUAACUGGAUCUGUGAGAAAGGGGUGUAACAAUAACCCACAGUAACAAACAUUCUGUCUCUCUC